AUGCAGUCAACAAUGGGAGUACGAGUCACUCCUCGCCAAACACCAUCCGAUGAUAUCAUCUUUUCUGGUAGUGGACCUGGCUGCAAUAGUGAUGAUGAAGAUGAAUGUACAUCAGCUGGUUCUGGAAUGGUCGAUGAUAUCAUCACUCCCACUGUAAUAAUCAUCACCACACCUCGACCUGCUGUAACUGAAUCUAAGAAUAGUGUACCACCCCUUGCUCCUCCAGAGGGUGGCCCUCAUAUUAAGCACACUGAGAGAAUUAAAACACAGAUAGGUGUGACUCCAACCAGUACAAACUUUAAUCAUGAUCUAACGCCUGAAGCAGAUACCAUUCCUGGAACAACCUAUGAUCAUUCUGAUGAUUUAAAUAUAGGUCUAAUUGUUGGCAUUGCUGCUGGUGUCCUUGUGGCUUUAAUUGUUCUUAUCAUAGCACUGUACAAAUUCCGAAGUAGAGAUGAAGGCUCAUAUAAAAUAGAUGAGAGCCAAAACUUUGCAUAUUUGGACUCCAAACAACAGCAAAGCAAUGGAGCUUUAUUACCUCACAACAACACAGCGGGUGGUGGUGGAAAAAGUGUGUCUAAUUAUGGUCUCUCUCUCUCUCUCUCUCUCUCUCUCUCUCUCUCUCUCUCACUCUCAUUCACUCCCUCACUCAUAUAUAUAUAUUUUAGCUUGACCAAGAGCACUGUCAGAAGCAGACAAGAAAAGCUAUCAUCUUAG
Acanthosepion pharaonis is the source of this 717-nucleotide messenger RNA. Lineage: Eukaryota; Metazoa; Mollusca; Cephalopoda; Sepiida; Sepiidae. The record is from the annotation of a GenBank genome assembly.